Molecule: messenger RNA, 981 nt
Organism: Pipistrellus nathusii (Nathusius's pipistrelle)
Lineage: Eukaryota; Metazoa; Chordata; Mammalia; Chiroptera; Vespertilionidae
Source: the annotation of a GenBank genome assembly
AUGACCGGCUCUAAUGAGUUCAAGCUGAACCAGCCGCCCGAGGACGGCAUCUCCUCGGUGAAGUUCAGCCCCAACACCUCGCAGUUCCUGCUCGUGUCGUCCUGGGACACGUCGGUGCGGCUCUACGACGUGCCGGCCAACUCGCUGCGGCUCAAGUACCAGCACUCGGGCGCCGUCCUGGACUGCGCCUUCUACGACCCAACGCAUGCCUGGAGUGGGGGAUUAGACAACCAAUUGAAAAUGCACGAUUUGAACACGGACCAAGAAAACCUGGUGGGAACGCACGAUGCCCCCAUCAGGUGUGUGGAGUACUGCCCGGAGGUCAACGUGAUGGUCACCGGGAGCUGGGACCAGACGGUGAAGCUGUGGGACCCCAGGACGCCCUGCAACGCCGGCACCUUCUCUCAGCCCGAAAAGGUGUACACGCUGUCGGUGUCCGGGGACCGGCUGAUCGUGGGCACGGCGGGCCGCCGUGUGCUCGUGUGGGACCUGCGCAACAUGGGCUACGUGCAGCAGCGCCGCGAGUCCAGCCUCAAGUACCAGACACGCUGCAUCCGGGCCUUCCCCAACAAGCAGGGCUACGUGCUGAGCUCCAUUGAGGGCCGGGUGGCAGUGGAGUACUUGGACCCCAGCCCCGAGGUGCAGAAGAAGAAGUAUGCCUUCAAGUGCCACCGGCUGAAAGAGAACAACAUCGAGCACAUCUACCCGGUCAACGCCAUUUCCUUCCACAACACCCACAACACGUUCGCCACAGGUGGCUCUGACGGGUUUGUAAACAUUUGGGACCCGUUUAAUAAAAAGCGGCUGUGCCAGUUCCACCGGUACCCCACCAGCAUCGCGUCGCUGGCCUUCAGCAGCGAUGGGACCACGCUCGCAAUAGCAUCCUCCUACAUGUAUGAAAUGGACGACACGGAGCACCCCGAGGACGGCAUCUUCAUCCGCCAAGUGACCGACGCAGAGACAAAGCCCAAGUCCACCUAG